Metarhizium album ARSEF 1941 is the source of this 1713-nucleotide messenger RNA. Its product is annotated as 2-isopropylmalate synthase. Gene Ontology annotation, biological process: L-leucine biosynthetic process. Gene Ontology annotation, cellular component: mitochondrion. Bases 1 to 1713 code for a protein of 570 amino acids. The transcript has 2 exons. The record is from RefSeq and is a predicted model, not a curated record. Lineage: Eukaryota; Fungi; Ascomycota; Sordariomycetes; Hypocreales; Clavicipitaceae. Gene Ontology annotation, molecular function: 2-isopropylmalate synthase activity.
AUGCUCUGCGAUAUAGGUUUCAAGGAAAUCGAGGUCUCCUUCCCUUCUGCCUCUCAGACCGACUUCGACUUCACGAGACGCCUGGUCGAGACUCCCGGAGCCAUUCCAGACCACGUCGCCAUCCAGGUGCUGUCGCCUUGUCGCCCUGAUCUGAUCAAGCGCACCGUUGAGGCCGUUCAGGGUGCCAAGAACGCCAUCAUUCAUAUCUAUCUUGCCACCAGCGAGUGCUUUCGGCGAGUCGUCUUCAAUUACUCUGAAGAGGACACCCUUGAGCUGGCCGUGCGUUGCGCCAAGCUCGUCAGGUCCCUGACAAAAGACGACCCCUCUCAAUCAGGCACCAAUUGGCAGUUCGAAUUCAGCCCCGAGUGCUUCUCCGAUACCUCACCUGCGUUCGCCGUCAAGGUCUGCGACGCCGUCAAGGAGGCUUGGGGGCCUACAGUCGAGACGCCCAUGAUUGUGAAUCUUCCGGCUACGGUCGAGAACGCCUCCUGUAACGUGUUUGCUGAUCAGGUUGAAUACUUUUGCAGGCACAUCUCGGAGCGCGAAAAGGUCUGCGUCAGUGUGCACAACCACAACGAUAGGGGUACCGCCGCCGCCGCCGCCGAGUUGGCUCAGAUGGCCGGCGCUGACCGAGUCGAGGGAUGUCUCUUUGGAAACGGCGAGCGUACCGGCAACGUCGACCUGGUCACCCUCGCCCUGAACCUGUACACCCAGGGAGUUCCCUGCGGCUUGGACUUUUCAAACCUGAACCAGAUUAUCGACGUGGUCGAGAACUGCAACAAAAUCCCCGUCCAUCCUCGCGCUCCAUACGCCGGCUCCCUGGUGGUAUGUGCCUUCUCGGGAAGUCACCAGGACGCCAUAGCGAAAUCGAUGCAAAAUCGCCGGCGCGAGGGCAAGACCUACGAGGACCGCUGGGAAGUGGCGUAUCUGCCACUGGAUCCAGAGGAUAUCGGCCGCACCUACGAGGCCAUCAUUCGUGUCAACUCUCAGAGCGGCAAGGGCGGCGCUGCCUGGAUCAUCCUACGCAAGCUCCACUUGGAUAUCCCCCGCGGGCUGCAAGUUGCGUUUUCCAAAGUUGUCCAAAAGAAGGCCGACAGUCUUGGCCGUGAACUCCUAGCCGAGGAAAUCACUUCUCUUUUUGAGGCGACCUACUUCCUCCGCGAGAACCCUCGGUUUUCCCUUGUGGACUACUCCAUCACCCCUGACCGCUCACAGUCUCCUGCACCGCCCUCGCCGGGCAAGACGCAGGACACCAAGAACCUAAUGCGUGUCUUUGAGGGUGUCAUCUCCGUUGAUGGUAAAGAGAUCAAGCUCCGUGGACGGGGCAAUGGUCCUAUCUCUAGCAUGGCAAAUGCCCUCAAGGAUCUUGGCAUCGACCUCGACGUCAACGACUACAAGGAACACGCCAUUGGCGAGGGCCGUGGCGUCAAGGCUGCAUCGUAUAUUGAGUGCAAGAUUGGCAACACCAAGCAGACGGUGUGGGGGAUCGGCAUACAUGAGGACGUGGUCCAGAGCUCCCUGAUCGCGCUGCUGAGCGCCGCUACCAAUUUCGUCACGAGCAGACCCGGAAGUCCUGUUUUCAAGCCAAAUGCGGCUCGUCCCAAGGCGCUCGGCCCCAACGGUGCCAAUGGCGCGGCCGAGGAAUCUGCCGAUGCUCCUCGGGAGACUGCCGGGGUAAUUUCUAUGCUGGAGGACAAGGCGAAGGGCAUGUAG